Messenger RNA from Amoebophrya sp. A25, 276 nucleotides. The record is from the annotation of a GenBank genome assembly. Lineage: Eukaryota; Dinophyceae; Syndiniales; Amoebophryaceae.
AAAAAUAAUAGCGUAGUAGUGCCGCAAGAGCCAGUGGCGUCCUCAAGUUCAUCUUCUCUACCUCCAUUUCCUGCUGUAAAAAAGACCAGAAAGUGCGACAAGUGUGGCAGAGAAGUCCAACUUCCACUGGAGGCUUUCAACUUACUAGAAGCAUUCCCGAAUUUUUCAUGUCGCCAUUUCGAGAAUUGCACGUGCUUACCAGCUUCUGAUAUUAUGCAACCAGUGCUACGGCUGAAAAACAAAAUCACGGUCAUCGUUGAGAAGUGGUACCACGAC